GAGGAGUUGGGUGUUGUCUCUCUCUCCGAGCUGAAGUCGGUCUCCCAGUCGACUCGAGAGUUAGCUAGUAACACGCUGCAUUACCUGGCCUGCCGCUGCCCGCCGUCCUCGCAAAGUCUGCGUAUAUCUCCGUCUAACGGUUCACCAUGGGAGUCGAAGGCUGCACCAAAUGCAUCAAGUACAUGCUCUUCUUCUUCAAUUUCAUCUUCUGGCUUGCAGGAGGUGUGAUCCUGGGUGUGGCCCUGUGGUUGAGACAUGACCCCAAGACCAGCAACCUGCUGGAGCUGGAAUUUGACGGAGCCCAUGCCCCCAGCACCUUCUACAUCAGUGUCCACAUCUUGAUUGCUGUCGGCGCAGUGAUGAUGGUGGUUGGUUUCCUUGGUUGCUAUGGUGCCAUCCAGGAGUCCCAGUGUUUAUUGGGAACUUUCUUCGCCUGCCUGGUCAUCUUGUUCGCCUGUGAAGUUGCAGCAGGAAUCUGGGGCUUCAUGCACAAAGACACUGUGUCGACGGAGAUGACUAACUUCUAUGACAAUGUGUAUGACAAAGCCAUGGUACAAUCAGUCAAUGACCAGGACAAGACAAAGGCUGCUGCCUCAGUGCUCAAGGUCUUCCAUGAGACGCUGAACUGCUGUGGAAAAGGCAAAGCGACCUCUGUGCUGACAAAAUUUACAGACCAGUUGGGCCUGACCAACCUCUGCCCCAGCUCUGGAGCCUUAGUUAGUUGCCACAAUAGGAUCGAUGAGUUGUUUUCAGAUAAGAUUUACCUGAUUGGUAUCGCUGCUCUGGUGGUCGCAGUUAUUAUGAUCUUCGAGAUGAUCUUUAGCAUGGUGUUGUGCUGUGGGAUCCGGAACAGUCCGGUGUACUAAAGCGAUGGGCUGCCAGUCUACUCGUCAUGAGGGAAGGACGGCCUUGCAGCGUCUGUCUCAUUCUCUUUCUUUUCCUUUUAUAAGCAGGAAACGUCACAUAUAUUGCUUGCUGGAUUUAGUCAGCUCCUUGAGAAGACAACAUAAAUCAUCCUCCUUUAAGCGUUUUCAUUACACUGUCAGAUAUUUUUUGUUGUUGUUGUUAGUCACACAUGCUGUUAUGCAUAUUUAACCAGUGCUAUCCUAACCUGAUACGUAGAUAUGAUAUCACUGUGUCACACCUGAGUUACACUCACCAGUCCUGGUGCUCUAAUCCUUUAGUGAUUCUUUAGUUGUUUAAUGCUUUCUUGCUUAUGAACAUGCUCUUAUAUUCUUGGUUUUAUUCAUGUUUUUUCCACUGUUUUAUGUAUAAACUGUAUAUAAAUAUAUAUGUUAACAGUGCUUUAUGACUGCCUGAGCAUGGAUAUUAUAUUACAGUAGAUCCUUCUUCUGUAUAUUUCCUGCACUCUGCUUGUUUGUCUUGCCCUAGACUGAACCAGAGGAUGGCAUAUAUAACCAGCGCUAUUAAAGCACUAGUGUUGGCCUCACCAUAUAUGCCAUACAGGUGAACACCCUGCAGGAACUGACUAACGAAGGAGUCUCAGUUGUUCUGGCUGUUGAUUUGUCUCUGGUUGUUUGUCAUUCAUCGCUUUUCCAAAAGUGAUAAGAGCGCUCAGUUGUUGGACAAAUUUUUUCAGUAGUCGUCGCCAGAUUUCCUUCGACAGAAUUAACUUGUAUGAAGGUGAAUCUAGUCCUGUAAACACAAACGAUACCUAAAAACACAAACUUCUUCUGCUUGGCAAGUUUGCCACAGCCUACACUUCUCAAUCAUCACCUUUGUUGUCAAAAGAUUUUGAAUAGCGUGGUGAAAAGAAAUGGUAAUCCAUUUGCAUACAGAGCAAGUCUGAUUGUAUUAUUGCUUCCAUGCAAUUCUAAUUACCUUUUAAUUAAAUUAGCAACGAAAGCAAACGGAGAAACAGAAACCAUGCGCGACUGAAACAAAGUUGUUCUGCCUCGGAAAUCUGUCUGAAAUGUAUCUGGAAAACCCUUUUGACGUGAUCUUUGUGCAAGUAGAUUUGAAAGAUUAAGACAAAUCUAAAAGAGACGAGUACCUGGCGGUUCAGCUCUGGAGGAAAUUGGCACGGUGAAGCUCCAGCCUGCCUCUGCAACAACAAAAGGAUCCUUCGUUUGGUGUUCCGGAUCAGGGGUGUCUUGUCUGGUUGAGUCUAGUCCCGUCUCAUCUGACAUCUUGUUGUGUCAUUGUCCUGUCCCACCAGCCUCACACCCUACUAACUCUACACAAUGUCCCUGUUCAUGUAAUAACUGCUCCCUGUGCAGGGCAAGAACAGGACAAAAGCAGCUCCCCCAGUGGUUUGCACUAAGCUUCUUGCCCCCCCCGCUCCUGUUGCUUAGAUGUUGGUUGGGCCCUGUAUGCACCUCAAAACCAGUUUGAGCUAGCGUGUUUGUGUGCACGUACAGAACUAAGAAUGGACACAAUAUCAUGACCACCAGUGAAAUCGAGUCAAAAUAAGUCCAAGCUGGAUCUAUAACGCAGUGAUCUCUGGAGUUUUGUCACUGCGAGGUGGUCAGACUGUCAGCAGAGACUCCUGGAAGCCACUGAAUUCAACCAAGUUACAGCUCCAGCACGGAGCCCCCCUUAAAACAACUCGUCUCACCUUGAAAUUAAAAAUCAAACAUUUGUCAGUAGGACAGAUGAGUGUUUUCCAGAGCUGUGUUAGAUUUGAAGUGUUCAUGAUGUUGUGUCUACUCUCUUUGAACUGUCUCAGGCUGUUUGCAGUAGUGAUAUAUGUACUAGCGUAUAACGGCACUGUCACAACCGCCACAGUGUUGACGACAAAUCCGUUUCAAGUGCCUGCUGACGUUCAGGCCGUCAAGAAAGCUCCCACCUGGAAACUUCACAUGCUGUUUGUUCAGUCCAGCAGGGCAUCUACUCCACCACAUGAUAGGCUCAACUAUAUUUUGCCCUGAGGCCGCUGCUGACGCGAGCGCACCGCAAAGCUCCAAGCUUCACGGGUCACGAACACGCUCACAUUAAAUCAUAUCAUCUUGUGUAACCUUCCUAACGUUUCAUAACUGAGAACCAGUAAAAGUGUCUUGUAAUAUUUACAGCUCUGAAGUAUUGUACUAAUGAAAAUCAUGAAGGCUGUAGAAAGACAAUGUAUGCCUUUUUUUUUUUUUUUUUUUUUUUUUUUUUUUUUCCCCCCUUCUUGUAUUGUGGUAUCUUUGUCCGGUACGUUGUCAGAGGAGUCUAGGCAGAGAUGGAGGAGGAUUUCGUGGCAGUGCAGACUGAGAGGAAGUCAGACCUUCAACACAUCAGCUUAGUUGCGCCUCAGAAUUAUUAAAAAAAUAUGACAGAAUUAGUGAGUCCAGUAUUACCCAAUGGCGUGGGCACUGGCUGUGUUCGUCCGACAGAGUUGUCCACGUUGUUGCCCUCUUGAAUUAGAAACUGACAUUCAGGACCCACUGCCACUUAAAUCUUAACCCCUCUCUACCCUUGUAGACUUUGGUUUGCCCAAAUAUAAAGGGAUUAAAUGUAUUUUACAAAUAAAACAUUCAGGUGA
Acanthopagrus latus (yellowfin seabream) is the source of this 3484-nucleotide messenger RNA. It is a transcript of the gene cd81a, whose product is annotated as CD81 molecule a. Gene Ontology annotation, cellular component: membrane. Lineage: Eukaryota; Metazoa; Chordata; Actinopteri; Spariformes; Sparidae. The transcript has 8 exons. Bases 147 to 866 code for a protein of 239 amino acids. The record is from RefSeq and is a predicted model, not a curated record.